Molecule: messenger RNA, 1301 nt
Organism: Nycticebus coucang (slow loris)
Lineage: Eukaryota; Metazoa; Chordata; Mammalia; Primates; Lorisidae
Gene: CHLSN
Product: chromosome 12 C7orf50 homolog
Exons: 5
Coding region: 456-959 (167 amino acids)
Source: RefSeq, a predicted model, not a curated record
GGGUGUGGCGCCGUCCUCCUCUGCGCUUGGGGCCCUCCGGUGGUGACAGGUGCCCGGCCGGGAGGCACACUCCCACCUCCCACUCUGCAGACCCUGGGCUGCGGUUGAGCUAGGAGGGUAGUCCCCCAGGGCAGCCCCGGCUCUUCCAGAUCCACCUUCUCCCGCUGUCUUGGGGGUUGUGCAGGGUUGGCCAGGGGUCCCAGGCUCAUCCAGGCGCUCAACGGGCCUUCCGACACCCUUGGAGCCUCGGGGUGGGAGCCGCCAGGGCCUCUCAGCCGGGAGGAACCUCUCCCUCCUGGGAAGGUGGGGGCGACCGGAAGCAGCCCUCCCCAGGCGUGACCCAGAGCUCCGCUGACACUCGGAGGUUCAGAAUCCUGCUUCCUAGUCCCAGCUCAAGCAUUUUUGCAAACCCUUGGGCUGCUUGCAGAGGUGGUGCUCCUUGCAGGGCCCAGAGGAUGACAGGACCAGGUGCCCAGGCACUCCUAGGAGCAAGGGAAAGAGCAGCCCACACAGCAGUGCAGGACGUGGACACCGAGCUGUCCCCAGAGGAGAAGCGGGUCCUGGAGAGGAAAUUGAAAAAGGAGCGGAAGAAAGCAGAGCGACAGCGUCUACGGGAGUCAGGCAUCGCAGCCCAGAACCCUCCAGCUAGGCACUCGGGGGCAGAGCUGGCCCUGGCCUACCUCUGUAGGUGGGCCCAGAAGCACAAGGACUGGAGGUUCCAGAAGACAAGACAGACAUGGCUCCUGCUGCACAUGUAUAACAGCAACAAGGUGCCCAAUGAGCACUUUCCCACCCUGCUGGCCUACCUGGAGGGCCUUCAGGGCAGGGCCCGAGCAUUGACGGUGCAGAAGGCUGAAGCCCUGAUGCAAGAGCUAGAUGAGGUGGGCUCCGGGGACCCAGACCCCCUCCUGCUGGAGAAGGCCCAGCGUGCCCGGCAGGUGCUGCAGCUGCUGUGCUAGCAGGUCAGGUGGUGGGACGGGGCCCUGCUCAGGGCAGGCCUUGGACCACCUCCUCAUGGGGUCCAUGCUGGCGGGGCAAGCCGCACCACCAGCAGGUCUGGGCUGGGCCAGGCCUGGGCCUUCUAGCUCCACAGACUGUGAUGGACCCUUCCCUCCCACCUGCUUGGCCAGAGACAGUUUUGUAGAUGAUAACAGGUUUUGAUACCUGUAAAGCAGAAGAUGUUACUCUGAAAUGACCCAGAGACACCGGUCCUGGCCUUCAGUUCGUUUCCCAUAUGCACAAAUGGACUUUGCUGGCUAUAUUUUCAAUAAAAACAAGCCCCCUUCGGGCUGUGGCUCUUA